ACGAGCUCGGGCGAGGGAGUUACCGACAAUGCCACCUUCUACUGUGGAAGGAAGGGCUUUGAGGAAAUCAAUGGCUACACCAGCCAGAGCCCUAAUCAACCCAUCUCUCACAACUACAGAUUUCAAUGCGGCAGUCCGCAUAAACUCCCUUCUGAAAAUUCUAAACCCACAAAAACCCGACCGCUCUAAUCUGGGUUUAGCGGCUCUCAACCGUUUCUCGCCUCUCCUGAAACCAAGCCUUGUAAUCCACGUAAUCAAAUCUCAGGCCAACCCUCACCGUGCCCUCUUCUUCUUCAACUGGGCUUCAAACCCUAACCCUAAUCCCAACAAUUAUUCCCACACUCACCAUUGCUACGCGGCCAUCACCGACCUCCUCCUCUCCCACUCUCUCUUCUCCACCGCUGCCUCACUCCUUCAAGAAUCCAAUAGACUCAAUGAUUUCUUGGUCAGCAGGUUUAUCGCAGUUCAUGGCGGACGAGGGGAUAUCGGAGCCGCCAUGGAUUGGUUUCACAAGGCCAAGUUGAUCGAGAACGGGAAAUGCUUGUUUUCGUACAAUGCGAUUUUGGGUGCUCUGGUUAGGGCUGACAGGAUGAGUGUAGCUAAGGAAAUAUAUGAUCAGAUUGUGAAGGAAGGUAUGGUGAAGCCCGAUGUCUCGACUUGUAGCGUAAUGAUUAAUGGGUUUUGCAAAAUGGGUGAAAUGGAGAAUGCCCAGAAGGUGUUUGAUGAAAUGAUUUGUGAGCCAGAUGUGAUUACUUACAGUACCAUGAUUCGUGGGUUUUGUAAGAUGGGUGAUUUUGAUAGCGCAAGGAAGGUUUGUGGUCAGAUGAGGGAGAAAAAGGAUUGUUUGCCCAAUACAGUAACAUAUACAAUUUUGAUUGAUGGGUAUUGCAAGAAAGGCGAGUUGGAGGAGGCGAUCAAGUGUAUGAAUGACAUGGAGAAGCAGGGAUGUGAGCCCAAUCAAGUUACUUACAGUGCUCUGAUUCAUGGAUUUUGUAAAAAGGGUGAUCUUGAUAGUGCAAGGAAAGUGUUUGAUAAAAUGAUUUGUGAGCCAGAUGUGAUUACUUACAAUACCAUGAUUCUUGGAUUUUGUAAAAAAGGUGAUCUUGAUAGUGCAAGGAAAGAGUUUUGUCAGAUGAGGGAGAAAAAGGAUUGUUUGCCCAAUACAGUAACAUAUUCAAUUUUGAUUGAUGGGUAUUGCAAGAAAGGCGAGUUGGAGGAGGCGAUCAAGUGUAUGAAUGAAAUGGAGAAGCAGGGAUGUGAGCCCAAUCAAGUUACUUACAGUGCUCUGAUUCAUGGAUUUUGUAAAAAGGGUGAUCUUGAUAAUGCAAGGAAAGUGUUUGAUAAAAUGAUUUGUGAGCCAGAUGUGAUUACUUACAAUACCAUGAUUCUUGGAUUUUGUAAAAAAGGUGAUCUUGAUAGUGCAAGGAAAGUGUUUUGUCAGAUGAGGGAGAAAAAUGAUUGUUUGCCCAAUACAGUAACAUAUUCAAUUUUGAUUGAUGGGUAUUGUAAGAAAGGCGAGUUGGAGGAGGCGAUCAAGUGUAUGAAUGAAAUGGAGAAGCAGGAUUGUGAGCCUGAUCUGUUUACUUACAGUUCUUUAAUUUAUGGUUUCUGUAAGACGGGUGAUUUGGAUAGGGCGAGGCGAGUUUUGAGUCGGAUGAGGGAGAGCAAGGAUUGUUUGCCCAAUACGGUAACUUAUACAACUUUGAUUGACGGGUAUUGUAAGAAAGGCGAGUUGGAGGAGGCGAUGAAGUGCAUGAGUGAAAUGGAGAAGCAGGGAUGUGAGCCCAAUCAAGUUACUUACAGUGCUCUGAUUCAUGGUUUCUGUAAGACGGGUGAUUUGGAUAGGGCGAGGCGAGUUUUGAGUUGGAUGAGGGAGAGCAAGGAUUGUUUGCCCAAUACGGUAACUUAUACAACUUUGAUUGAUGGGUAUUGUAAGAAGGGCGAGUUGGAGGAGGCGAUGAAGUGCAUGAGUGAAAUGGAGAAGCAGGGAUGUGAGCCCAAUCAAGUUACUUACAAUGCUCUGAUUCAUGGAUUUUGUAAAAUGGGUGAAAUGGAGAAUGCUCAGAAACUGUUUGAUGAAAUGACCUGCGAGCCAAAUGUGAUUACUUACAAAACUAUGAUUCAUGGGUUUUGUAAGGCGGGUGAUUUUGAUAGUGCGAGGCGAGUUUUGAGUCAGAUGAGGGAAAGUAAGGAUUGUCUACCCAAUAACGUAUUCAACUUUGAUUUUGAAAAGCUUGUUCGCGACAUGCUUUUGAAUGGUCGCGAGCUUGAUACCCCCUCCAUGUUGGAGAGCUUUUCGGUUUUGGUCAAGGAAAAAGGGAUGGCAGUUGAGGGUAAGACGUUAUUUGAUGGGAAAGAAUGGAGGUUACUUGAUCGUGAAACAACAGUAAUGCAGUUCGUCAGCCUCACGGACUCUUCCCCCUUUAUCAAAUUCGCUUUAUUAAUCCAUUUCGUUCCGAUUCAAAUCCGUCCCAUCUCUCUCUGUCUCCCACACGCCCACUCUCUCUCUCUCCUCCCUCCUCUCUCCUCUCAGACUCAGAGUCAGAGGUCAAAAUAUUUCCCAACCUUUCCCUCCUCUUUUUUUCCCCCACUCUGCAAUUGUGAAGACAUGGACAGCGGUGCUCCGUACAACCCGCGCACGGUGGAGGAGGUCUUCAGAGACUUCAAAGGGCGGAGGGCCGGCAUGAUUAAAGCUCUCACCACCGAGGUCGAAGACUUUUUUCAGCAGUGUGACCCUGAGAAGGAAAAUCUUUGCCUUUAUGGAUUUCCAAGCGAGCAGUGGGAGGUUAAUUUGCCUGCGGAGGAGGUUCCCCCAGAGCUUCCGGAGCCAGCGCUUGGUAUCAACUUUGCGAGAGAUGGGAUGCAAGAAAAGGACUGGUUAUCCUUGGUUGCUGUCCACAGUGACGCAUGGUUGCUUGCAGUGGCAUUUUAUUUUGGUGCUAGGUUUGGAUUUGAUAAGGCUGAUAGGAAACGCCUUUUUAAUAUGAUAAAUGAACUUCCAACAAUAUUCGAGGUUGUGACAGGGACAGCCAAGAAACAAGUGAAGGAGAAGUCAUCAAAUUCAAAUCAUGGCAGCAACAGAUCUAAGUCAAACUCUAAGCGAGGUUCUGAGCCUCAACCCAGGCAUUCAAAGGCAUUGCAAUCAAAGGACGCGGAGGAGGACGAGGAAGAAGGUGUGGAAGAUGAAGAAGAGGAUGAGGAUGAGCAUGGGGAGACACUGUGUGGGGCCUGUGGAGAGAACUACGCAGCUGAUGAGUUUUGGAUUUGCUGCGAUAUCUGCGAGAAGUGGUUCCACGGUAAGUGUGUCAAGAUCACGCCAGCAAGAGCCGAGCAUAUUAAGCAGUACAAAUGCCCAUCUUGCAGCAACAAGAGAGCCAAACAUUGAUGGUUUUUCUGUGGAUACGAAUUCUCGUGGUUGACUGCUAAUUAUCUAGGUCAGGUUUUCUCUCGGUCUCAAGCUUGUAACUUUAGGAAAUUUUAUCUCGGAUCUUUAUAUGUUGUGUAGGUUGCAAGUCUGCUAUUUAUUUCAAUUGAAGUUAGGAUAUUUAAACUUGGGUCGGAAACGUUUUCCUCCCUGUGAGUGGGACUUGUUAUCUGUCUGCGUGAAUGUAGUCCAGUGUUUAUAAAGUUCGCGUGUCUAUUUCACAUUUGGAUUUUCA
Pyrus x bretschneideri (Chinese white pear) is the source of this 3659-nucleotide messenger RNA. RefSeq names its product pentatricopeptide repeat-containing protein At5g65560. Gene Ontology annotation, molecular function: histone binding. The coding region runs from base 29 to 3385 and encodes 1118 amino acids. Gene Ontology annotation, biological process: regulation of DNA-templated transcription. Lineage: Eukaryota; Viridiplantae; Streptophyta; Magnoliopsida; Rosales; Rosaceae. The transcript has 9 exons. The record is from RefSeq and is a predicted model, not a curated record.